Messenger RNA from Peniophora sp. CBMAI 1063, 816 nucleotides. The record is from the annotation of a GenBank genome assembly. NCBI's taxonomy places the organism in Eukaryota, Fungi, Basidiomycota, Agaricomycetes, Russulales, Peniophoraceae.
AUGCUUGCUCUUGCCCCGUCUUUCGUCACCCUUUCGCUUCUGUUCUCCACCGCUUACGCCGGGAAGAGAGGCCUUGCGUGGCCAUGGUAUAACGCACCUCUCAACCCGGCCGUUUUCGCCGGUAGCGGCCAAGUUGUAGCCAUAUAUGAUUGGGAAACUUACCAGCCCCCCUCCACGGACGGUACUGGCGGCCUCGAAUUCAUCGGCAUGCAAGGAUGCCAAGACUGCGACAGCUCGCCGCUCUCGGCUCUACAGAGCCGCGCGUCUGAGCAGGGAUGGACCACCGUCUUCAGCGUCAAUGAGCCGGAUAUCCCGGGUAGCAGUGCCAUGUCACCUUCCGACGCGGCUAACUGGUACAAGACCAACAUCAACCCUCUUAACAUUCGCAAGGCGCUCCCGGCCGUGACAUCCAGCACAUCCUGUGGCGAAGGUCUCGACUGGCUCUCGCAGAUGAUCUCCGCGUGCGCUGGGGCUUGCCAAUAUGACUACAUCAACCUUCACUGGUACGGCAACACCUUCUCGGACUUCCAGUCGCACGUUGAGAACGCCCGCGCAAUGUUCCCCUCGACCAACAUCGUCAUCACGGAGUUCGCCCUUUCGAAUCCCACCAACGGCGCCUCCGAUCAAACGGCAUUCUUCCAGCAAGCCUUCCAAUGGCUGGACAGUCAAGACUACGUGACGUUGUACUUCCCAUUCGUUGCCACCAGCCCGAGUCUAGCCCAGGCGAAUAGCGGUGGGGCGGAUGUCGACACGAGCAGUUGUCUUUAUGACGACAGCGGCGCUCUGAGCAGCGUCGGGCAGCUCGUACUUUCCUAA